AUGAGAGUUGUCGUCGCCAGCUGUAGUCGAACGGGGACUUUGGGUCUUUAUCUCGCUAUGAAAUCCCUAGGCUUUGCUCCCUAUCACCUUGCUGAAGUGUUGCAUAAACACGGAAUACAGCAUAUGAGGAUCUUUCGAGAGGCUGUACUUGCGCAGCACCAUAAUUAUCCUGGGAAUCGUCCUUACAACAAAGCAGAUUUUGCUAAAUGGCUGGGGGACUAUGAUUGUUUGGUAGAGAUACCAAGCUAUUUGGGGACAGGUGCUCUCGAAAUGUAUGCGGAGGAUCCUGAUACUAAAUUCAUAUUAAUUGAGAGGGACCCGGGCAAGUGGCUAAAGUCCAUGAAUAACACCACAGCCCGAGCCAUCCAGAUUGGGAACAUGUUUCCUCUUAAUGUAUUAAAAUUCUUCGAUGAGGAGAUGUAUAGCUUCCUUGAACUCAACAAGGUUCUAUACGGAGUCUGGUCUGAUGGUACGAGCCCCGGCAGCCCCGAAAACGAGAGAGCCCUCCGGGACAAUUAUACCCAGUACACCGCCAUGGCCAAAAGGGUCAUUCCAAAGGAGAGACUGCUGGCCUUAAAACUAGAUGAUGGACUAGGGUGGGAGCAGAUUUGCCCAUUCUUAGGGCUGCCAGUGCCUGACACAGAAUACCCGCGUGUCCGUAAUGAGCCAGAAACGUUCCAAAGAGCAAUAAGUGGCUAUCUCUGGCGCAGAGCUAGAGUAGCUGCCUUCCGGCUCGGGGCUUUGGCUUUGCCCAUCUCUGUAAUUGCAGGCUACUUGUGGUGGGCGUUGUUCUAA
Molecule: messenger RNA, 795 nt
Organism: Aspergillus versicolor CBS 583.65
Lineage: Eukaryota; Fungi; Ascomycota; Eurotiomycetes; Eurotiales; Aspergillaceae
Exons: 4
Coding region: 1-795 (264 amino acids)
Source: RefSeq, a predicted model, not a curated record